Diorhabda carinulata is the source of this 1180-nucleotide messenger RNA. RefSeq names its product vesicular integral-membrane protein VIP36. The record is from RefSeq and is a predicted model, not a curated record. Gene Ontology annotation, biological process: Golgi organization; endoplasmic reticulum to Golgi vesicle-mediated transport; endoplasmic reticulum organization. Gene Ontology annotation, cellular component: COPII-coated ER to Golgi transport vesicle; endoplasmic reticulum-Golgi intermediate compartment; Golgi membrane. Gene Ontology annotation, molecular function: D-mannose binding. Lineage: Eukaryota; Metazoa; Arthropoda; Insecta; Coleoptera; Chrysomelidae. The transcript has 6 exons. The coding region runs from base 29 to 1087 and encodes 352 amino acids.
AACCUAAAGUUUACGAAAUAACUAAAUCAUGUUUUUAAUUUUCCUUUUAAUUUGGAAUCAUCAUCAGUUAACUUCUGUGCGAUAUUGGAGAAAGAGUGCAAAGAUGUAUUUUAAUUUUUUCUCUAGUGUAAUUUUAUUGUCUCGAUAUUUAAGUGUGAUAAAUUCACAAUCACAAUGGAAUACAAGAGACUUCAUGAAAAGGGAACAUUCAUUAAUUAAACCGUAUUAUGGUUCAGGAAUAGAUAUACCUUUCUGGCAAUUUACCGGAAGCACGAUAGUAACACCUAAUUACAUUCGUUUAGUGGACGAUUCCCAAAGUAAAAGAGGUGCCAUUUGGAAUACUAUGCCCGUUACAAGUCGUAAUUGGGAUAUUCAGGUUCAAUUUAAAGUGCACGGUAAAGGGAAAGAUUUAUUUGGGGAUGGUUUCGCUAUAUGGUAUGCAAAAGAUAGAUUAAUCGAUGGUCCGGUUUUCGGUAGUAAAGAUCUAUUUGAAGGCUUAGCUAUAAUUUUAGACACGUAUAGUAAUCACAACGGACCACAUAAUCAUCAACAUCCUUAUAUAUCUGCUAUGAUCAACAACGGUAGUUUAUCUUAUGAUCACGAUAGAGAUGGUACUCAUACUCAAUUAGCUGGAUGUGAGGCAAAAUUUAGAAAUUUUGAUCAUGAUACUUAUAUUUCAAUAAAAUACGAAAAUGAUAUAUUAACAGUAUCUACCGAUUUCGAAAACAAAGCUGCUUGGAAAGAAUGUUUCCAGGUAAAAGGAGUGAGAUUACCAACUGGAUAUUACAUAGGAGUUUCAGCGACUACUGGAGAUUUGUCAGAUAACCAUGAUAUUAUGUCCAUACGACUUUACGAACUUGAUUUGGGAGUCGAGGAUUAUACAGGUGAAGAUAGAUCGAAAAUAAUACCAUCUGCAAGUUAUUUCGAAGCUCCAAGGGAUCACGUCGACGAUCCUCCAUCAUCCAUGUCCGGAACAAAAUUAUUCUUCUUAAUGUUGGGUGCCAGUAUCCUCAUUGUAGUAUGCGUAGUUCUGGGAAUCAUGUUUUAUCAAAAACAACAAGAAAAAAGUAGAAAAAGAUUUUAUUGAAAGGGUUAGUUGAGAUAUGUUUCAAUUUUUCAGAAAUGGACAAAAAUGUAUUAUACUGUAUUUUUAAUAUAAUCAACAAAUGUUUUUUCAAAA